Messenger RNA from Sphenostylis stenocarpa, 807 nucleotides. NCBI's taxonomy places the organism in Eukaryota, Viridiplantae, Streptophyta, Magnoliopsida, Fabales, Fabaceae. The record is from the annotation of a GenBank genome assembly.
AUGGAGAAGGCAGGGAAGAGAGUGUUGCUGACCUCAAACGGCGACGACGUUUCGCAAGGCAUCGCUUUCCAUCUAGCCAGGCAAGGGUGCAGGUUGGUUUUGCUGGGAGAUGAGAGUUGCUUGCGGAUCAUCGCGCACAAAAUCAUGGAUUCCCUCUCCAUCACCGACAGAGGCACUGUGCAGGUCGUUGAAUUGGACAUGGAAGAUCAAAGCGAAGAGGUUUUCCAUCACUCUGUCGAUAAGGCAUGCCAGAUUUUGGGGAAAUUGGAUGCUUUUGUCAACUGUUACAGUUACGAAGGAAAAAUGCAGGAGCAUAUUGAGUUAGAUGAGAGUGAGUUUAAGAAAAUAGUGAAGAUAAAUUUUAUGGCUACAUGGUUCUUGUUAAAAGCUGUUGGCCGAAGGAUGCGGGAUUCCAACACUGGGGGCUCUAUUGUCUUUUUAACCUCCAUUCUUGGCGCUGAAAGAGGGUUGUAUCCAGGAGCUGCUGCAUAUGCCUCUGCCUUGGCGGGAGUACAGCAAUUAGUUAGGGCUUCGGCUUUAGAGAUAGGGAAGUACCAGAUCAGAGUUAAUGCUAUUGCCCGAGGCUUGCACCUGCAAGAUGAAUUCCCAUUAUCCGUGGGAAGGGAAAGAGCAGAGAAAUUGGUGAAGGAGGCAGCACCACUUGAGAGAUGGCUUGAUGUUAAGAAUGAUCUGGCGUCUACAGUUAUCUAUCUAAUCAGUGAUGGAUCUUGCUACAUGACUGGAACAACCAUAUAUGUAGAUGGGGCACAGUCUAUAACCAGACCUCGCAUGCGCUCCUUUAUGUGA